This is a messenger RNA of Prorocentrum cordatum, 3146 nucleotides long. The record is from the annotation of a GenBank genome assembly. Lineage: Eukaryota; Dinophyceae; Prorocentrales; Prorocentraceae.
GGCUCAGACGCGAUCUCUAGACCCACUCCUUUUACAUUUACCAAGUUCUUACCAUUACUUUCUGGGCACGUGCGAGCCCAUCGCACGCCUUCCUGGAGGCCAGCACCCCUUCUGCCUCAAAGAGGGCUGCCCAUCAUGCCUGCCGGCGCCCUCGCGCUCGCCAUCUCCGUCUUUGCUGCCGCGCCGUCGGCGGCGUUCGGCAUCCUCUCCGGCCUCCCUCAAGCCACCGACCCGCUGAGCCGCCUGGAGAACCGCCUGCGCCCCAUCUACGUGACGCUGCCGCGGGAUGGCGAUGGCCUGCCCGACUCCAGCGGGGUGCGUUACCUGGCCCGGCGCUACCUCGAGGCGGAACACGGCUGGGUCCUCAAGGGCCUCGACACGGCGCCCUGGCUGCGCGACGGCCACAACGCCAGCCUCGCGGCGGCGCGCCGCGCCGCGGAGGUGCUGGGCACCGGUGGUGCUCUGCAACCCGCGGCGGCGUGGGCGCCGCUGCUCUCGGCCUUGUCCCCGCAACGGGGGCGGGGUUUCACCCUGCGCGAGGCGGCCGAGGCCGUCCACGCCCUCGAGGCGCUGGUGGCCAGCCACGACGCCGUCCUCAUGCGCCGUGCCCGCGCGCUGUCGAAGGCGCGCGUCCAUGAGCACGAGCAGCCGACGCCGAUGCACAAGGCCUUGGUAAUGUAUGUCGUGCUGCUCCACACGCGGAGCAGGGACCUGAUCUCGCCCGGGCCCGACCAGGAUCCGCGCGCCGAGGUGGCAGUCCGAAGGGCUCUGGACGAGCUGGCCGAUCUGCGCGUGGACUUUUCCAACCACAUGUCGGGGGUGCCACUGGCGCAGGCUCUGGACGAGGCGACUCGGGACGCCAACGUGGGAUCGUCCCAGUCGGCCGCUCGCAUCUACAGCGGCAUGCGCCACCUCCGUCGGAGGCUGGCCGAGCGCUACACUUCGGGGUGUCGGCGGCUGCGUGGCGUGCUGUCGUCCAUGGACCACGAGGGCACAGGGCAGGUGGAGUUCCGGCACGCUUACGCGACCAAGCUGCAAAACUGGCAAUUCCUCGAGACGCCCGAGUACCUCGCCGCAGUUGGCGCGCUGACCAAGAAGGGGGCCAAGGGGGUCGGUCCGGGCGUGCUCAUUCCCAACUACGUGUCUGGGGUGAACAGCUGCGAUGACCGCGGGGGGGCGCACCCGACGAUGUGGUGUUGCCCAGACGAGUGCGAGGCCGAGAUCUUGCCACGCCUGGAGGCCGCUGCGGCAGGGCCCCGCAUCUCGCCGAAGCAGGUCUGGGCGGCGCUGUCCCGCCUGAUCAAGGCAGACAAGACGGUCGCAGCCGAUGAGCGCAAGGAGCUGCACUCCCAGCUGCGCGCCCUGGGCCUCAGGUCCAGGGACGGCUCAGUCGAGGUUCACGGGCGGCAGCUGGGCAGCUGGCUGCACCGCGCAUUCCCGCAGACAUGCCCUCGCCCCCCCGCCCGGGGCUCCCCGGCCGUGGUGGACCCGGCGCUGUCGCCCCUGGCCUGGGUGCUGGCUGGCAAGCACCUGCCAGUGGACGACGUGUCGGAGGUGGAGCAGGUCCGCGCUCACCUGCAGACCAGAUGGGGCUCAGAGGGCGCGGACUCAGACCCGCGCACCUUCGCGGCCCGGAGCCCCAUGAGCUUGGACCAGGAGGUGCGGCUGAUCGGCAGGCUCCACCAGCAGCACAAGUCUGGCGGCCCGCCUGUGCACCAGGCCCUGGAGGACGCCAUCAACGUCCGCGUAUUGGACCGCCCGGCCCGCGCGGAAGGCCUCCUGGCCGCCUUCCUGGCCGCCGCGCUGCUGGGGCCCCUCGUGGCGGCGACGCUGGCGAUGCGGUCUUCCGCGGCCGAUGCCUGCUCCUCCCAGGCCGCGGCCGCGACCAAGCUGCUCCGCUCCGCCGAGCCGGCGGCGCCGGGCGACCGGGAGGGCGGCGAGCACGGCGUGGGGGCGGCCCCCGGCGAGCCGCUCGGCCCCCGCUCGCCCUGCGAGGCGGACCCCGCGGGGUCCGAGAAGUCCACGGACGCGGGGGACACCGACUCGGAGGCCGCCGUGGAGCUGAGCGCGGAGGACUCGGACUCGGAGCGGGCGGCCGCCCUGGCUCCCGCGGGCGCGGGGGACACCGACUCGGAGGCUGCCCUGGAGCUGAGCGCCGAGGGCUCGGACGCGGACUCGGAGCGGGAGGCCGCCAAGGCCUCCGCGGAGGCGCGCCGCGGCCGCGCGGGCGCCAGCGAUGAGCACCCGAGCCAGGGUGAGGAGGCUGCCCUGGACGCGGCCACGGGCGCAAAGAGCGGCGAAGAGCUCGGGGCUCGGGAGGCGCAGGCGGCAGCCCAGGUGUGGCCGCUGGCCGGGCCGGCCUGCGGCGGGUGGCUUCCGAGCUCGGCGGCGGUCCCGAGGGGCUUCCGGCCGCCCCCCGGGCUGGAUCCGCCGCCGGGGCUGCAGCUGAAGCUCCAGGUCCUGGCUGCCACCGCCGGCUUCGCCUCGGAGUGCUGGUCGCAGCGCACCCCAUGAGAGGUCUGGGGAGCGGCGGCGGCGGCGGUGCGCUCUGGCCUCCCCAGGCCCUGGGGCUCGAGCCCGACUGGCACCGCGCGGGCGAGUGAGAGGGCAGCGUGCCGCGCGGGCAGGCCAGGGGCCCACGGUGAGAGGCUGAGGCCCUGCUGUGCCUGACCUGUCCUCCGAGGUCCGCCCGUAUGCCAAGGCCCACAGGGCUACGCCAGGGCAGCGCGCCGCAGGUGCUGGAGCUGCGGCGAGCGCUCGCGGCAGCGCUCUCGGGGCGGCGCUCGUCUCGGAAGCAGGUGUCUGUUGGAAGGCCGCCUGAAGUCCGUCUGUGCUUUGCGCAAGUCGGGCGUUUCCCUCUACAGGACGAAUGCUCAGCAAUAGUCAAACAAUCUUCUGGGGACCAUUGCUUGAGUAUUUGUGAACAUGUUUUGUUUGAUUUUUUGACUUUCGUAGUUAUCGUCGAAAACUCGCCCGUAGGAGGACACUUUGCACAUACUACCACAGCGGACUCUUUGAAAGUCUGUCUUUUUGGUUAUACUUUCUAGAGCGCGCCGCAUGUGCCGUUCGAACGGCAGCGCGUGGAAAUUUAGGCUGCGUUUGUCGGUCCGAACGAGCCCUGUGUCGACCAGUUGCUUCGUUGAGAA